AUGAAGUUCUCACACAGCAUUCAGUUCAAUGCUGUUCCGGACUGGAGCAGUCAUUACAUUGCCUACAGCAACCUGAAGAAGCUGAUCUACCAACUCGAGAAGACAGUCCACCAAACCUCUGCAGGUGACGCCGAAUCAAGACCUCUUAUCCGCAACGAAGAACCCGAAGAUGUCUUUAGCCGUGCGCUUGGCGUAGAAUUGGAGAAGAUUUGCUCCUUCUACGUAUCCAAAGAGGGCGAGCUUCUCGACGAGGUGAACCAAUUGUUGGGAGACGUUGGCAACCAUUCUUCAGAGGACGAUGAAAACGAUGGCGAACCCAGACGAUCAUUCGGCAGCGCCUCCCGGCCGGGACUAUCCGUCAACGGCAGGAGAACUUCCGUUUCGAUCGAUGGCAACAUGGAGGACAGUGACGACGACGAGGAUGAUGAUGAGACCACCGGCUUGACCAAGAGUCGCUCUAGUCUUGGGGGUGGCAGACGCAAGACCGCCCCGAAUCUUGGGCAUUCGGUUACUGAUAUGACCGCCUCAACCGAGUUGACGCUGGGAAGAUCACUGCGGCGGUACAGCACGGCGAACGACGAGAUGCCGGAUCAGACCUUCCUUUACUCCUCAGGCAUCAUGCUCAAGAAGCGCAUAAUUAGCCUCUACGUCUCGCUCUGCGAGCUCAAGUCGUACGUUCAACUCAACCGGACGGGUUUCAGAAAGGUCUUGAAGAAAUUCGACAAGAUUCUUGACAAGGAGCUGCGGGUCAAGUACAUGACCGCCAACAUCGAUUCCGCAUACCCUUUCAAGCCGGAGAAUAUCAAGAGUAUCGAGGAGAAUAUCUCCAAGAUGGAGAAGGCGUACGCAGAGAUUGUGACUCAGGGCGACGAGGGACUUGCCAAGCGCGACCUGAGAUCUCACCUCCGCGAACACGUCGUGUGGGAGCGCAACACUGUCUGGCGAGACAUGAUUGGCAUGGAGCGUCGCGCUGAGGCUGCGAGCUUGGGCAGAGGGCUUCUGGGAAGGGAUGGGGCGACGGGAUCCAGGCGACUCCAGGGUGAUGAUGAGCUUGCCCCAGUCACCAAGGAGGUGGUUACUCCCGUGGGCCGUUUUGUUGUGCCGACGUGGGUUGCCAACACGCCUCUGCUCACCCUCCUGAUCGCUGUCGGCGUUUUCCUCCUUCUUCUUUUCCUCCCCAUCAUGGAGAAGCCCGAGCAACAGAACUGCUUGGCGUUGCUCGUGUUUGUCAGCAUCCUUUGGGCUACAGAGGCCAUUCCGUUGUUCGUUACGUCGCUAAUGAUACCCUUCCUCUGCGUCGUUUUGACUGUCGUUCGCUCUGAAGACAAGCCCUACAGGAGGCUUGAUGCCAAGGCCACCACAGCCUACAUCUUCUCGGCCAUGUGGACACCCGUCAUCAUGCUUCUUCUUGGUGGCUUCACCCUGGCUGCGGCUCUGUCCAAGUGCAAGAUUGACAAGCGGCUCGCGACGUUUGUCCUUAGCAAGGCUGGAACCACUCCGCGCACCGUACUCAUUGCCAACAUGCUCGUUGCAGCAUUUGCUAGCAUGUUGAUCAGCAACGUCGCUGCGCCGGUUCUUUGCUUUUCUAUCAUCGAGCCCAUGUUGCGAACCCUGCCCUCAGAGUCAAACAUGUCCAAGGCUGUCAUCAUGGGAAUCGCGCUCGCCUCCAACAUCGGCGGCAUGCUUUCUCCCAUUGCUUCGCCUCAGAAUGUUGUCGCCAUUGGUAUCAUGAAGCCUGCGCCUACCUGGAUCCAGUGGUUCUUCAUUGUCAUCCCUGUCGGUAUCGUCUCGCUGCUUCUCAUCUGGAUCUUGCUGUUGAUCACGUUUCAACCGAGCAAGGGAACCACAAUUGCUCCGAUCCGCCCUGUAAAGGAGAAGUUCACAGGCAUCCAAUGGUUUGUAUCCAUCGUCACGCUCAUCACCAUCGGUUUGUGGUGCGGUAGCCACCAAAUGGAGUCCAUCUUUGGUGACAUGGGUGUCAUUGCCAUUAUCCCCAUUGUCCUCUUCUUUGGCAUUGGUAUCUUGACCAAGGAAGACUUCAACAACUUCCCGUGGACCAUCAUCAUUCUGGCUGCCGGAGGUUUGUCCCUGGGCAAGGCUGUCAAAUCAUCUGGUCUUUUGCACACAGUUGCUGGCGUCGUUACCAAGGAGGUCGAGGGUAUGAGUCUCUACGUCGUCCUUGUUGUCUUCUCAGCUCUUAUCCUCGUCAUCGCCACUUUCAUCAGCCACACAGUCGCAGCUUUGAUUAUCCUGCCGUUGGUGUUUGAUGUUGGCUCCAACAUGGACGAACCCCACCCGAACCUGUUGGUCAUGGGUGGUGUUUUGAUGUGCAGUGCCGCUAUGGGUUUGCCAACGAGUGGUUUCCCCAACAUGACCAUACCCGAACCGAUACCUGGAGCUCAACAAUAUCUCGCUCACACACGCGCGCGCCGUCAUGAUCGCAUCUUGACGCUCUACUUCGCCAUGCUUUCGGCAUUCACAGCUCGGCCGAUCAUAGAGCUAAAGCAACGGGAUAAGUCUAAGAUUGAGACAAUCCUCGCGCAUGGCGAUCGUGUUUUCGUAGGCCUCAACAGCGGAGCUCUUCGCAUCUACCGCCUCAACGAGCUGCCGCCUCCGUCGCCGACCCAGGCCAAUGGCUCCUCUCAACCCGUUACGGCGAGUCCACAAGACGCAACCGAAACCACCCCGACGACUGAACAGCUGAAGAAACCUACGGACCUGCUGCGCGAGGUAGAAAAGUUCUCCAACAGGGCGAUUGAGCAGCUCGCUGUCAUUAAAGAAGCCAACACUCUCGUGUCGUUGUCAAACUACUACGUAUCCCUCCACGACCUCGGAACCUAUGAACCCCUGGAGACUCUAUCGCGGACGAAGAACGCCACCUGCUUUGCUGUCACAUCCAACAUCGUGAAAGAUGCAGCGACCGGAAUACCAGAGAUUAUAAGCCGCUUGGCGGUGGCUGUCCGCCGUCGAUUAUUGCUAUGGAGCUGGCACGAAAGCGAGUUGAGCGCCGAUGUUGGGGAAGUCACACUACCGGAAUCCAUACGAACCGUCACAUGGGCCAGUGCGACAAAGAUUGUAUGCGGAAUGAACGCGGGAUACGUUUUGGUUGACGUAGUUACCCACGAGGUCGAGGAUAUCAACAGUCCAGGCUCCGCGGCAUCAGGCGGGCAGGCUAGUCGUUUCGGAGCGGUGAGCAGCGCUGGAAUGGGCUAUAUGGGCCUCGGAGGAUACAUGCCUAAGCCGCUCGCUGCGAAGCUGGCUGAGGGCGAGCUUCUGUUGGCCAAAGACAUCAACUCCAUGUUCAUUACGGACGAAGGAAAGCCGGUCGAAAAACGACAAAUUCCGUGGCAAGCGGCUCCUGAGCAGAUUGGCUACUCGUACCCAUACAUCCUGGCAUUGCAAGCUCCGUCAAAAGGCUCGCUUGAAGUCAGAAACCCAGAGACGUUGCACUUGUUGCAAACCAUGCCCCUUCCAGGCGCAGCGCAACUUCACUUCCCGCCACCUAAUGUUAGUCUUGCACACGCGGGUAAGGGAUUCCACAUUUCCAGCGACCGAUGUGUUUGGAAAAUGGGGGCUACCGACUACGAUUCGCAAAUCGACGAGCUGGUGGAAAAGGGCAAAUACGACGAGGCUGUCAGCAUCCUUGAUAUGCUAGAGGACGCUCUCCUCCGGAAUAAGAAAGAGACUCUCCGAGAGGUCAAAAUGCUCAAGGCUGAAACGCUGUUCAAGCAAAAGAAGUUUUACGACUCCAUGGACCUCUUCAACGAGGACGAUGUUCAUGCACCGCCAGAGCGAGUUCUGAAGCUUUUCCCGCCUUCUAUCGCCGGGGAAAUGUCCGGUUGGGCGCAUGGAGUGCAACCGGACGAAUCUGGUAGCGAUGAGAAGGAGGGUGAGGAGGAACCUCAGAAGAAAACAAAUGGGGAUAAGCCCAAGGAAGAUGCAGCGGGAACCCCCGCGUCCCCUGCGAAAGGAGGCGUAGGCUUUGCCAAGUUAUUUAUGGGCUCUCGAAAACCGGUGCAACCAGAUGCCGCCUCGAUCAUAUCCAAGAAAGACACGAUAGAUGUCGAAGAGACUGGAAGCAUCAAAAGCAAGCCUGCCGAAAACCAGCCGCUUGAUGGCGAGGAGCUCUUGGCUGCUGUCACAUCACUUGCUGGUUAUCUUGUCGGGACAAGGACGCGUUUGCAAAGGGUCAUCGACCCGAGUACUGGCAAGCUGAAGCGGACAGAUACGAAUGGCUCCAACGAAGAGACGAUGAAGAGCUUUAUGUCAGGCUCGCACGACGAUGAGUCGGGGAGUCAACUCGAGGGAGAGAUCCGAAGGACGUCGCGAAUUGUCGAUACCGCUUUAUUCCGGACUUACAUGAUGACGAGGCCUGCUCUAGCUGGGCCCCUCUUCCGCCUCCCGAACUUUUGCGAUCCAGACGUCGUCAACGAAGCACUGCUUUCACACAGCCGAUAUAACGAGUUGGUGGACUUCUUCAGCGGAAAGAAGCUUCACUCACAAGCGCUUGAGCUUCUCAAGCGCUUUGGAACUGCCGAGAAACCCGACGAGGCUGCACCCGGCCUGCAUGGGCCUCAAAGGACAGUCAUCUAUCUUCAGACACUGCCGCCGUCUGAGAUUGAUCUCAUCCUGCAAUAUUCAGAGUGGACCCUGAGAGCGGAUCCAAAGCUGGCCAUGGAAGUGUUUAUCGCCGACUCUGAAAACGCCGAGACGUUACCUCGUGGCCGAAUCGCUCGCUUCCUAGGUGGAAUCGAUCCAGGACUGGAGGUGCAGUACCUAGAGCACAUCAUCUCCGAGCUUGACGAGUCGACUCCGGACUUCCACAACCGUCUGGUCGAGCUCUUCAUCAAGCAUUUGAAGGAGAAGAAACGGAGCGAUGAAUGGGAUGCAGAGAUGGAUCGUUUCGUGCAAUUCCUCAAGACCAGCAGCCAGUACAGUCUUAGCAAGGCGUUCAGCCUCAUUCCACGCGACGAUCCUGCUUUCUACGAAGCUCAAGCCAUAGUGUUGAGCAACAUGGGCUCGCACAAGCAGGCGCUGGAGAUUUACGUCUUCAAGAUGAAGAAUUACGCGAAAGCCGAAGAGUAUUGUAAUAUCGUUCACAAGUCCCGAGACUCUAGGCCUUCGUCUCCAGACCAGUCACGACGUCCAUCAUCGGCAGAUGAUCCCGAGGACUCGGUUCCAUCCAUCUACCAUACCCUUCUUUCGCUAUACCUGACCCCACCGCCACCACAUAAACCAGCACAUGACCCGGCUCUCGAGCUACUGUCGAGGCACGGAUCGCGUCUACCGGCAGCAUCGACUCUUUCUCUGAUUCCCGACGACCUUCCUGUUCGCGAUCUCGAGUCCUACUUCCGAGGCAGAAUUCGGUCUGCUAACAGCGUCGUGAACGAGUCGCGCAUCGUAGCUCGGCUGAGAGACACGGAGCUGGUGUCGACGCAAGCGCUCCUGCUCCUUGGCGACGGCAUACCUGGCGGACAGGGAGGGCGCAACAGAAGGGUGACAAUCACUGAAGAGCGGUUAUGUGGCGCUUGCCACAAGAGGUUGGGGCGAAGCGUGGUGUCGGUUCUUCCGGACAACAAUGUGGUCCAUUAUGCUUGUUUCAACAAGGCAACGUCGCAGCGACCGCAAAGCUCUCGGGCAGGAAACUGGGCUCGAAGGUUUUCGUGA
Molecule: messenger RNA, 5667 nt
Organism: Colletotrichum godetiae
Lineage: Eukaryota; Fungi; Ascomycota; Sordariomycetes; Glomerellales; Glomerellaceae
Product: SPX domain-containing protein
Exons: 9
Coding region: 1-5667 (1888 amino acids)
Biological process (GO): autophagy; endosomal vesicle fusion; transmembrane transport
Cellular component (GO): fungal-type vacuole membrane; cytoplasm
Molecular function (GO): guanyl-nucleotide exchange factor activity
Source: RefSeq, a predicted model, not a curated record